GCGGCGCUGCAGCCUCGACAGACCGAUAAAAAGCCGCUCGUUGUCUUUUUUCUUCUAAUCCGCAGCACUAAAAGCGGAAGCACUUUGUCGGUCCGCGAGGUCAAGAUCAACUCUGGCGAAAACGGCAAGAUGGCUCACAGGCUGCUCGUACGUAGAGUUUGGACCCUGUCUGUGAAAGAUCUCCGCUGCCUCCCGGCGUCUUCUGCCACCACCGCGUCCUCGUCUUUUUCCACCUCUCCGCAGUCGCCCACAGCCCGGGUCGUCUUCGUCUCGCGUUCGCGCUCCCUGCCUCGCUCCCUUACCCACACCUUCAGCCGGGCCGCCUCCUUCAACGUUCAGGACCACGAUGACUUCACAGAGAGGGUCAUCAACAGCGAACUGCCCGUGCUAAUUGACUUCCACGCACAGUGGUGUGGUCCCUGUAAGAUCCUUGGGCCAAGGUUGGAGAAGGCUGUUGCAAAACAGAAAGGACGCGUUGCCAUGGCAAAAGUUGACAUUGACGAUCACACAGACCUGGCUAUUGAAUAUGGGGUGUCUGCUGUCCCGACCGUGAUCGCCAUGCGGGGAGGCGACGUCGUCGACCAUUUUGUGGGAUCAAAGACGAUGAUGAGCUGGACUCAUUUGUCAGCAAAAUCAUUGGACAGUAAACCUGGCUGUUCCCGCCCUGCCACUCACCACCAUACUGAUGGGUUAUUUUUUGUAUGACUCUAUAAUGGUUGGCACCCUUUAGCCGCCAUCUUGAGCCGGUUUGGCCACCACCAACAAUAAAUAAAAACCUUGCCGCAACCCCAGCUGGCAAACUCUCAAUGCCCACACCCAUCCCUAGACACCCGCCUUCAGCUGUGCACCGCUGCUUCCUUCUCUCUGUCUCUCUGUCUCCCUCCUCGUUUCUUUUGUCUAGUGCUGGGUGUGUGCCUCCAUUAGCCUUUUAGUUCAUGCUGUGCUCCUUUUCGCAGCAGGUCCAUUUCUCUUAAAUAAUGUGACGGCUCCGCGGCUCUUUUCAUGCCACUGGAGCUGCUGAGCUGGUGUGUAACAGUUUGCCGUAGAAGUCUGUAGAAUGGAAAAAAAACGCGCCUCUGUGACGCACUUAUACUGAACGACAUGAGGGAUGAACAUUUUUAGUUUUAGCUGUGAAGAGGAUUUAACUUUAAAACCUGACGAUACUGAAAUGAGGUUUAUGACAGUGUUGCACGUAGUUCCUGCCUUCGUCCACAAGAGGUCGGCAUUUCUCUAUCAUUGCUGAGCCACACAUUGUCGUUUUACACCAUUAUGCCUAAUACAAGGGGGAGGAAGGUGUGUGCGCGUGUGUCUGGGUCCUGACUGUGAAGCUUACGUCGAGCAGGAAAUGCAAAUCUAGGAUUUGAUUUAGUUUAUUACUGAAAUAAACUGCUGUAAACUGUGUACCAGAAACCUGAUCAAGUCAUGUAAUAAAGGAGAUGUUCUGUA
Molecule: messenger RNA, 1446 nt
Organism: Scophthalmus maximus (turbot)
Lineage: Eukaryota; Metazoa; Chordata; Actinopteri; Pleuronectiformes; Scophthalmidae
Gene: txn2
Product: thioredoxin 2
Biological process (GO): cell redox homeostasis
Cellular component (GO): mitochondrion
Source: RefSeq, a predicted model, not a curated record